Drosophila albomicans is the source of this 1904-nucleotide messenger RNA. Its product is annotated as cytosol aminopeptidase. The transcript has a single exon. Gene Ontology annotation, cellular component: cytoplasm. Lineage: Eukaryota; Metazoa; Arthropoda; Insecta; Diptera; Drosophilidae. Gene Ontology annotation, molecular function: metalloaminopeptidase activity; manganese ion binding. The record is from RefSeq and is a predicted model, not a curated record. Gene Ontology annotation, biological process: proteolysis. The coding region runs from base 192 to 1760 and encodes 522 amino acids.
AGUCCAAAACUCUAGAUUUUUCUGAAAAUACUUGUGUCUUUUUUUUUUUUGUCUAAAUUUUCGUACGUCGUUUAUUGUUUUUUGGUUUUAUCUCAAAAAUUUCAGUUAAGCGUAAAUCUUUUUGAGGAAAAAGAAGAAAAGUACUUUAGGCAUUAUUGAGAUUGAGAGAUUGGUGUAAAACCGUGUUUAUUAUGCAGAAUAUUCGUAAGCUCCUGCUGAAUGCAAAGCCAUUGUCUCUCAUUGCGCGAGUGAAUCACAUACGAAAUGUGUGCGCCAACGAAGGCUCCAAGGCGAAAGGACUCGUCAUCGGCCUCUACCAGAAGGAGGGCGAAAAGGGUCCCAAGCUGACGUUUGCCGGCGAGAAGCUCAACGAUCGAUUGGGCGGCAAGUUGUCAGAGUUGAUAUGCGAAACGAAAAUCGACGGUCGACUGGGACGUGGCAAAGUGUUCAACAACGUCGACGAGGAAUACAGAAGCAUUGCCGUAGUUGGCGUCGGUCUCGAGGGCGUUGGCUUCAACGAGCUAGAAAUGCUCGACGAGGGCAUGGAGAAUGUUCGCAUUGCCUCGGGCAUUGGGGCGCGAUCCUUGCAGCUGAUUGGCUGCACACAAGUGUCCAUCGAUAGCAUGGAUUACGCUGAGCAGGCGGCAGAGGGCGCCACCUUGGCCAUCUGGCGGCACAUGGAGAUGCUCAGCAAGGAGUAUCGUCGAGUUGUGCCCAAGCUGGAGCUGUAUGGCUCAUCAGAUGUCGAGGGCUGGACACGCGGCGCCUUCAAGGCAGACUCUCAGAAUCUGGCGCGUCGCUUAAGCGAUGCUCCAGCGAACUGCAUGACGCCCACACUCUUUGCCCAGGCCACCGUGGAUGCAUUGUGUCCCUGCGGCAUAACCGUCGAGGUGCGCACCAUGGACUGGAUCGAACAGCAGCGCAUGCACUCGUUCCUCACCAUUGCCAAGGGCUCCUGUGAGCCACCCGUGCUCAUGGAGAUCAGCUACUGUGGCACUGCGCCAGAGGAUAAACCCGUGCUGUUUGUGGGCAAGGGAAUCACCUUCAAUUCGGGCGGCCUCAACCUGCGCAGCUGCGAAGGCAUGGAUGAGUACAGGGCGAGCAUGUCUGGAGCGGCAGCUUGCGUGGCCAUGAUGCGCUGUGUGGCAGCUCUCUCGCUGCCCAUCAACGUGGUGCUCAUCAUUCCCCUGUGCGAGAAUUUACCUUCCGGAAUGGCCGCCAAGCCCGGCGAUGUUUGCACAUUGCUCAACUCCAAAGCGAUGGCGAUACGUGAUCUGGAUAAGGCUGGAGUUGUUGUCAUGGCGGAUCCUCUGAUCUACGGCCAGACAACGUACAAACCGCGACUUGUCGUGGACGUCGCCACCUUGGGUACGGGCGCCAAGAAGGCUUUCGGUGGCGGCGCCUCGGCCAUCUUCUCCAAUUCCCAUUACAUUUGGAAGCAAUUCCAGCGCGCCGGCUCCUUGACUGGCGAUCGUGUGUGGCGUUUGCCCCUGUGGCAAUACUACAAGAAGCAGGUCACCGAUGAGCUGGGCUACGACAUCAGCAACGAUGGUCGUGGCUUGGCCAACUCCUGUCUGGCGGCUGCUGUGCUCCACGAACUUGUUCCCUGCGCCGAUUGGGCGCAUCUCGAUACCAGAGGUUCGGGUAUGCUUAGUAUGUAUGGCCUGGUGCCGUAUCUGAACUCGUGGCGUAUGACUGGACGUCCGACCAGAACCUUAACCCAGUUCCUUUACCAGCUGUCGUGCCCAGAACAGAAGUAAUGUGAAUGUGAGCUGUGAACCAAUGUUUAACUUGUCGAUUGUUGUUGUUUAUAUUGCAUGUUUUGUGAAGCACAAUUUACCAAAGGCUUUUAUGAAAACCGAUAAAGAAUAAAAAAAAGCCAAUUUUUAAAGUGUACAAGCAAA